AUGCCUUCAGAAGGAGAAUCGUCAUCCAAGGCUGCUGAGAUCAAACCCUCAGAGACAACAGCUACCAGUAACAUUCGUCUCAAGUUUGAUGGACUCCCUAAAUUACAAGGGCAAUCCAACUACCAAACUUGGGCGAGUGCCUGGAGGAUAACGUUCGACGCUGUAGACUGGUGGGAAGCGUUGAGUAUCGAGAACCCUGACGAGAAUGACACCGAACUCAGCAAAACCGAGAUAAAGAAGGCUCGUAAACAAAUGCACAGCCUUCUCAUCUCUGCUGUAUGCGAAGAAAUACAACCAACAGUCGUCUCCGCUGAAAAUGCAUUCUACGCAUGGAAGGCGCUCAAAGACCUCUACGAUCGUGUCUCACCCAACACCACGAUCACCCUCCUCAGCCGCGUCCUAGACACGAAGAUGCAAGAAGGCGGAUCACUGACCGAGCAUCUCGCAACCUUCGAUGCGAACUGGAAUACUCUCAAGUCCAGAUGCCAAAGCGCAGACCACAAACUCGCUCAGGCCCUCCUACCCCUCACCAAAUCCAACGAAGCCAUGGCGGCAUUCCUCCUAAGUUCGCUACCCAAAUCGAUGAGCAACGUCGUCGACAACAUCCAAACCAAACAGGAUGUUACCUACGAAGACGUACGCCAACGACUACAGAACCUGGAUGAGGUAGCCCCUCAAACAGGGAACAAGGUACUCCAUACCAGGAGUACUACAAGCGACAAGGAAUGCACCUGGUGCAAGAAAAGGGGUCAGCCUUACAAAGGCCACGAGUACACGGAGUGCAGAAAGCUCAAAGAACAGAACAAGAACAGGAAAGGAAGGAGAAAGGACAACUCGGCAUCGGUUGUAGUAAAUGACUCUACAACCACUAUCUGUAUGGUACGCCACGACAUCUCCCAACCCCUUACUUGGAUCCUUGAUUCUGGAGCGACCUCUCACGUCACACCCUUCCAAGACCAACUCAUCGACAUCCGACCUCACACCGGCAACGUCCGAACAGCAGAUGGAACCAACCACGCUGUCACCGGAAUGGGAAGCGCUAGUUUCAGCUACCACCUUCCCGAUGGAAGUAGAUCUUCCAUACUCCUCACCGAUGUGCUGUUGGUCCCAACCUUGGGAAAUGUGGGAUUGAUUUCAGAAACCGUGCUCGACAAAAAGGGAUUUAGAACGGAGUCAGGAGGAGGAAGCAAGUUGGUUACAAAAGAAAAGAAAGGAAUAAUUUGGGGAAAAUUGGAGAAGGGACUUUGGAAUGUACAAGUAGUUAGCAAUACAGUUCGUUUGACCACUUACGAUGAAUGGCAUCAAGCGUUAGGCCACCCUGCGACACUAGAAAACUUGUAUCACGACAUUCAAAGACUGCCUCCCAAACCAGAAAGAUUCCACUGCAGUCAAUGUGCACUAUCAAAAAGCGUACAUAAGAAACCUGCACCAAUUAGUACUAGAUCCAAACGACCAUUCGAACUAAUCCACUCCGAUCUAUCUGGAAAGUUCAGUAUACAGUCACAAGGGAAAGCUCAGUACUAUAUGUCCUUCAUCGAUGAUUACACCCGCUUCGCAUGGAUAUAUCUUCUGAAACAGAAAGAAGACGCAAAGAAGGCCAUCAAGGAUUACGUUACAAGGAUCGAGAAACAGUAUAGCACAACAAUACUGAAAUUCAGAACGGAUGGUGGUGGUGAAUACAUCAACAAGGACAUAACGAACUACUUCGAUUCACAAGGAAUAGUUCAUGAACAGACUCCCCCAUACACUCCUGAAUCUAAUGGAGUUGCAGAACGAUUCAACAGGACGGUAACCACAAUGGUCAGGUGCAUGAUCAUGGACCACCCUAAGUCGUUAUGGGGAGAAGCAUACGCAACAGCUGUCUACCUCAAAAACAGGCUACCUCACAGUACGCUUAAGGGAAAGACCCCCUUUGAAGCCCUGAAAGGAACCAAGCCAAGUAUACAACACCUUCAACCAUUCGGCAAAAAAUGCCACGUCCACAUCCCAGAAAACUCUAGGCCAGCAGGAAGCAAACUAGCACCCCGAGCGUAUGAAGGAAUCAUAGUUGGAUACUCAGACAGUGAUAAAAUAUACCGUAUCUGGAUAGGAACUCAACAUAGGGUAAUUGAAAGUCGGGACGUCACAUUCCCCCCUCCUGAAUCAGGGGAAGGCUCAGUGGAACUCGACUUCAUCCCCAGCCUGAAACCAGAAACGGCAAAUGCACCAUCAGACGACGGAUACGAAUCAGAAGACAGGUCUGAUCCAGAACCCGAGUCAAAUGCAAUCGAAGAGAACCGUACAGAAAUGCCAGGAUUGUUCCCGGAAUCACCGGAACUGGUUAGAAAACCACCACCGGCUACAUCAGACAAGGGAAAACAACCUGCCGUACCUAUGGGACAACCGCGAGACCCAAGAGACAACUGGGAGAAAAUUCCAGCACCAGUCGUACCAUUCAAAGGCUUCAAAGGAAAACCACUUGUGUCAACGACACCCAAAGAAGUACGAAGGAAGGAGUAUGACGAGAAGGUUGUAGAACAACAGAAGUUACUUACAAGUUAUAUCGAAAAUGUAAAAGAAAAUGGCCCAGGAGACAAAGCCACUGAACAAGAAUUAAUCGAUCAAUACAAAGAAGACUUCAGACGUUAUAGGGCUGAGUUAGACACGGAAUAUCAAGACGUAUCCAAACUCCCCCCGAACUACCAUAUACACCUCGUAACAGAACCUUCCACCUUCAAUCAAGCUAUGCAGAGCGACGAUCAACACCUAUGGAAAAAGGCGAUACAGACUGAGAAAGACGCUCUUGACAAAGCCCAUACCUGGGAUAUUGUCAACAGACCAUCCAACCGAGCAGUAGUCAAAGGAAAAUGGGUAUUCAAAGUGAAACACAACGCGGACGGAACAAUCGAGCGGUACAAAGCAAGGUACGUUGCUAAAGGCUUCACCCAAGUACAGUACCAAGACUACGAUGAGACCUUCGCCCCCGUUGCACGAUAUGAUUCUCUACGGCUCCUACUGGCACUAGCUGCACACAACGGUUGGAUACCACAACAAAUGGACGUCAAGUCAGCCUUCCUGUAUGGUGUACUCAAGGAGGAAAUCUACAUGGAACUGCCUGAAGGCUACAGGCAGGACAACAAGGUUUGUAAACUUCGAAAAUGCAUAUACGGACUAAAGCAAUCACCCCGAGAAUGGUAUGCUUGCCUAGCAGACUCCCUUCAACGGAAAGGAUUCGUCCCAGCCAAAUUCGACCCAUGUGUCUUCAUACAUAAGAACCACCAACUAUACAUAUCGGUGUAUGUAGAUGACAUCAUGAUAUUCGGACCCGACUCCCCAUUCAGAAAAGAAAUCAGACAACUACUCAAGGCAGAUUUCGAAUGUACGGAUCUCGGUAACUCGAAGUUCAUAUUGGGAAUAGAAAUAACGGUAACCAACAACGGUAUCACACUAUCACAACGCGCAUACAUCAAUAAGAUCCUGGAUAAAUUUGGAAUGAGUAACUGCAAACCAGUUGGUACACCACUCGAACCGAACCUUAACCUUCACAAAGGCGAACCGGAAGACCAAAUCGAGAAACCAACUGAGUACCAAUCCAUAAUAGGAUCACUGAUGUACGCGAGUAUAGCUACCAGACCUGAUAUCACCCAUGCCGUUACCGCUCUCUCCCAGUACUCCUCAUGUCCAACCGAGGACCACCUACGAGCAGCCAAGCGAACUCUCCGUUACCUCAACGGAACCAAAGACUGGAACCUGUUCUACCCGAAGGGGAAUACUAGAACACUCGACGGAUUCUCAGACAGUUCCUACGCUUCAGACCUAGAUGACAGAAAAUCGUUUUCAGGAUACGUGUUCAGACUAGGGAAGUCAGCCAUCAGCUGGAGAAGCCGGAAGCAGAAAUCAGUCGCAGUCUCAACAACAGAAGCCGAAUAUAUGGCCCUGUCCCUCGCAGCUCGACAACUGGUAUGGAUUCGUAACGCCUUGCUCGAACUCCAGCAACAAUACCAGUACUUCAUACACGCCGACAACACAGGUUCUAUCGAACUCUGUCGGAACCCACGCAUCCACGACCGGUCCAAGCACAUCGACGUUCACUACCACUACACACGUGAACAACUCGAAGCCGGAACCUUCGAAAUCCUCUACGUCCCUACCGAAGAUAAUGUCGCGGACAUAAUGACCAAAGGACUACCAAAACCAGCUCACCAAAAAUUUUACAAUUCAAUUCCUGCUACGGCUAUCACCAAGUAUCAAGAAUGGAUCCCGGUGAUCGUAUUUUCAGUCAUCAACCUCGAGUCAACAUUGGUGUGGUACAAAGGUGCUCAGGAUGUAAAGAGUUGGGGGCAAACAGCGUCGAUCCUGGGUAUUGCAGUAACAUCGGGUUCAUUCCUCUAUGCACUGCACUUGCUGUUCAAGACAGAAAGCGUCGAAAAGCGGCAGCGGAUUAUUAGGGACUACAGUCAUGGGACUGCCUUUCCACGUUUAGCUAUCACGCCCUUAGUCAAAUCCGACAUGAUUUCCUUCGCUGGGAUAUUACAGAGACUGCCAGCUAAUCUUCUUUCUCGAAGCCCUUUUGGCAAGUGGCCUGGGAGAGAUGCUGAGCAGCUGGGUAUCAUUUUAAUCCAGACCUCAGUGUUAGGAGACAUAAAACCAAUCGGGGAUCUGUUGGCCGAGGGCGCAAGCACUGCGACAAAGGACCGAAAUGGAGAGAGAGCCUUACAUAUCGCCUGUAAACAAAGGAAUGUCAAUAUUAUCAAAAGCCUCAUAGCUGGGGGCGCGGCGCUUGAGAUAGAAUCUAAGGAAGGGUGGACUGCACUUCAUUUCGCCGUGUCCGGGGGUCCGGUCGAGGUUUUAAAGUGCUUUCUUGACCUCGACAUUAACACCAGUCCACAAGCAAAGAAUGGUCAGACACCAUUGCAUCUUGCAAUUGAGGGCGGGAAUCUCGAAUUGUUGCGCGUGAUGCUAGAAAUGAAGCCGCAUCUAGAUCUGGGGGAUAAGACUGGAUUGGCCCCCCUUCACCUCGCGAGUGAGCUCCAGGAUCCAGAACCUGCUUUGUUGUUACUCGCAACGGGUGCGAAUCCCAAUUUGAAAGACAAAAGAGGGUAUUCACCACUGCAUAUAGCCAUCCUAUGUGGCAUGAAUGACUUGGUGGGGGGGAUGCUGGAUAUGGGUGUAGAUAUCGAGUCGCAAACCAGUGACGGAUGGACUCCGCUUAUGCUGGCUAGUGAUAAUGCUGGUGAAGACACAAUUUCCCUUUUACUGGAGAGAGGUGCGAAUCCCAAUUUGAAAGACAACAGAGGGUAUACACCACUGCAUCUAGCCACCCGUCGUGGCAAGAAUGACUCUGUGAAGAGGAUGCUGGAUAUUGGUGCAGAUAUCGAGUCGCAAACCAGCGACGGAUUGAGUCCUCUCCUGCUGGGUAGUUAUCUUGCUGGUGAAACGACAAUUACCCUCUUAGUGGAUAGAGGUGCGAAUCCCAAUUUGAAAGACAACAGAGGGUAUGCACCACUGCAUCUAGCCAUCCGUCGUGGCAUGAAUGAGUUGGUGAAGAGGAUGUUGGAUAUGGGUGCGAAUCCCAAUUUGAAAGACAAAAGAGGGUAUGCACCACUGCAUCUAGCCGCCCAUCAGGGCCAGAGGGGCAUGGUGAAGAACAUGAUGCGUAUGGGUGCAAACCCCGGUGCACAGUGUAUGCACGGAUGGACCCCUCUUCACUAUGCAAUGACAUGUGAGGAUGAAGAUCCCAAGCUGGUGAGCCUGCUACUAGCCAUAAAAGGGGACCCGAACUGCAGAGAACAACAUGGAUUGACACCACUGCAUGUAGCCUCUGUACUGUCCAGAUUAGUACAAGCGAGGGCUUUGAUUAGGGAACAACAUGCGGAAGUCAAUGCAUCAGACAACUACGGAUUAACUCCUCUUCAUUACUCUCGCAAGGGUAUACACGGUUCUACACCGUUCCAAAUCGUCUCGCGUGCUGGAAGGGAAUUCUUAGAAAGGAAGAUGCUGGUGAUAAACAUAGACCCAAAUUCGCCUGACGAGGACGCGUCGUUAGAGAUGGAAGGGGGUCUAAACUUUGAAGACCUCGACUUUAGAUGUAGACACAUCGAGUCGUGCGUGGAUGAGAUAGCAGAGUACGAACGAUACUACAGGGCCCGGCCUAGUGAAGAUGAGGGUGAUGAGGAUGAACUUAGUGAAGGUGGUUGGGAUGGACCCAGUGAAGAUGAAGAUUAUGCGGAUUAA
Morchella sextelata is the source of this 6213-nucleotide messenger RNA. RefSeq lists its product as uncharacterized. Gene Ontology annotation, molecular function: nucleic acid binding; protein binding. Lineage: Eukaryota; Fungi; Ascomycota; Pezizomycetes; Pezizales; Morchellaceae. The record is from RefSeq and is a predicted model, not a curated record. The transcript has 5 exons. Bases 1 to 6213 code for a protein of 2070 amino acids. Gene Ontology annotation, biological process: DNA integration.